Messenger RNA from Mesorhabditis spiculigera, 3057 nucleotides. The record is from the annotation of a GenBank genome assembly. Lineage: Eukaryota; Metazoa; Nematoda; Chromadorea; Rhabditida; Rhabditidae.
AUGCCUGCCCUUUCCCAUCAAACCGGAACUUCUGAGCGGGAAUGCUCUGAUCGCUCCGCUACUCGCGAGGUGGCCAGUAAGCCAUCGGCUCAGCCUUCUGAUUGGGCCCAGUCUUGGAGCUAUAAGCCGAGUUCGGUAACCGAGAAAUCUACGCGAACGCAUGACCUUUCGAAAAGUUCGAAGUCCAAGUCGCUUCGCUCGGAUUUGUCGUCGUCCACAAGCGAACGUCCGGCUAAGCCGCCCAAGACCCGUCGAAGCAACAAUCGCAACCUUUAUUGCCUUCUCGGGAUGGCAUUGCUUAUCCUGCUGGUUGUUGUUGCCUUAGCCGUCACGAUUCGUUUGAUAAUGAAAGACGAGGAAUACGUCGGCAAAAAGACGGCGGCACUGCAGAAGCGCCUGAAGGAAGAAUUCGGCACCGAUGUCCGUCUGGGCGGUGACGAUCCCGAAGUUGAUGUGUUUCCCAAGGGUCUCGAGCUGUUGGCAGCGACGCUGCUCGUUGAUGGAAGCCUCGACUCGCCACGUCGGAUGAGCAUGGGAUUCAACGACACCCUCAACCGUGUCGCCGUUGGUGACGGGCAAGAGAUCCCCGCGGGCAGUCACGUCCUUCAGAUUGUCUACCGCGGCGAGAUCUACAACGCCAUGCACGGUUUCUACCGAUCGAUGUACUACAAUGCGGAGGGCGAGCAGCGCUACAUCGCCAUCUCGAAGUUCGAGCCGGUCGAUGCGCGCGAGAUGAUGCCUUGCUUUGACGAGCCGAGGUUCAAGGCCAACUGGACGUUCACCGUGCGUCACCCUCUUGGCACGACGGCCACCUCGAAUAUGCCACUCGAGGGUGAAAUGACGACUGAACAUGCGAAAGGGCUCGCCUGGUCCCGUUCCAACUUCAAGCGCAGCGUGAAAAUGUCUUCGUACGUGACGUGCAUGAUUGUCCACGAUUUCGCCUACAUCACCAACAAGACGCGGAAGAAUGUUCAGGUUGGCGUUUAUGCGAAUCGGGACCUGAUCGAAUAUGGGCAACGGGCUCUCGACGUGGCUGUCAGAUUUGUCGACUAUUUUGAAGAACUGACGGGUGUCGACUACGUCCUCCCAAAACUAGACAUCUUUGCCAUCCCGGACUUUGCCGCCGGCGCCAUGGAGAACUGGGGCAUCAUGACUUUCCGCGAGCUGGUGCUUUACAACCCGGAAGUCAAAAAUACUGGAUUAUGGAUCGACACGGUCGUGCCGCACGAAAUCGUCCACCAGUGGUUCGGCAACCUGGUGACGAUGAACUGGUGGGGCCAUUUGUGGCUGAACGAGGGUUUCGCCACGUUCGGCGAGAUGUUGGGAGCACGGUUAGCCGGUCACGACGAUCCCCACAACACCACCGGGCUUCGCGCUUCGGCAUUCUUGUUGGAGUCGCGCGUCAUGGACGAGGACGACACCGUGCCGUACAAGCCGAUCGUGUACCCGGAAAACUUUGACCAGCGUGGACCGGUUUACGACAAGUACCCGCCGGCCUACGACUGGAUGCGCGAGUACUUCGAUGGGAUGAGCUACCAGAAGGCCGGCUACGGAAUCUACUCGAUGUAUGAGACGCUCGGCGAGAAGCGCUUCUUCCAGAUGAUCAAGGCGUAUCUGAAUAAGCACCGCUUCUCCACGACCCUAUCGUCGGACAUCUGGGAGGAAGACCCGAUAAAGGACGAUCUGUGGAAAAAUGCCGUCGCCGCCAACAAGGAUCAUCUGACAUUGGCUGGCUAUCCGGUAAUUGAUGUGCAACAGCAAAAGCCCGGGCAAUUCGUCGUCUCCACGCAGCGACACCGGCCCAUGGGCGUCUUGCUGACCGCCCAAGAAGAAUCCGAAUUCUGGCGCAUCCCCAUCACUUGGACCGGCAGCGACGAGAUGAUCUUCAUGAAGGAGAAGGACGAAAAAGUGAUCAUCCCCUUUGCCAACAAGUCACAAAAGAUUCCCUGCGUCAACCCGAAAGGUCUCGCCUACGCUCGCGUCAACUACGGCAAGCUUUGGCCUGAAGUCGCCAAGGAUUUUCUGAACAUCUGCCCCGAUGCGAUCUCUCGUAUCUUCAUCUACCACGAUCUGUUCUUCUUGGCUGAGAAUGGCCUAGUCGACUGGAGCGUGGCGCUGGACUUCCAUCGUUAUCUGCAGGAGGAGAACAAUGAUCAGGCCCGCGAUGCUCUGAUGGACCAGCUAUCGACGGUGAACAACAGGCAGCGAAAACUGUUGCCAGAGUCGCCCGGAAAUUGUGGCUUGAUCAAGUAUGCCGAGGGCGUCUUCCAGACGAUGUACAAUAACGGCGAAGCCGCCAACCAAGCCAAUAAACGCGGCCUAAAAUCUGCGCACACGUUGAAGGCGGAAGCUGCCCGGUCGAUUCGAGUUCACGACGAGGUUAUCCCCAAAUCGGCUACCCACUCGAAUUGCGAUACGCCCAAUCUCGUCGCCGUCGCCGUCUACCACAAAAAAGUGAUGGACAUCUGCGGCCAGGGGCAACGCACGAGCCAAUGCGCCGGGUGGAAGUAUUCUACUACGCGCGCGAAUGCUUAUUGCGAUGCGGUACGCGCCGACAAUAGCUCCGAGAUAGCCGAGCACAUCUACGAGAAGCUACGCAUCGAAACCGACCUGCUCGAACAGGAAAACCUGGGACGUGCCUUGUUGUGCAGCCCCGAUUGGUACUACGUGCAGCUGGUCCUGGACGCUCUGAUCGAGCGUACCGGCCUUGUGCGCCUUCAGUCAAUGUAUGCGCUCAUGUUCACGUUGUCCGAGAACUACCCGCAGCCACAUCGCUUGAUUGGCUUCCUAGAGAACAACGUCGAACGCAUCUACAAACGGAUGCACGAUUCGCCGGCCGAGAUGAAGAAGAUGUUCGCUGGCCUGAUGCGCGGUGUGCGGACCAAAGAAGAUGUUGAAGUGGUGAAGAAAGUCCGCAAGAUGGUGCCUGAGCACAUCGGGGAGCUCCCGCUCUGGGAUCAGGCCCUCGAGCGCUUUCACCGCGAGCAGGAGUGGAUCAACAAGUCGGCGCCCCGCAUCAUGGCCUACUACGACGACCUUGAAGCCAACAAAACCAAC